CAUGAAUCGCCGACGUGACCCGGCCUUACCCGAGGCAUUGGGCAAAUAGGGCGACCUAAAGGGAACCAACGGGGAAAGAGAGAAAAGUCACAACUUUAACAAACACCGAGAAAAAGGGAAAAGCUAAAGUGCGUCUUGCUUCCUUUCCCUCUCACACCUCAGUUGUAUAAAAAUGUUCCCUGCCUCAAAAGCUGCUUCCAACCUUUUCCGUGCUGGCUCCGUUGUUGCCCGUCGCGCUUUCGCCACUGGCUAUGAAUCGACUGCCAAGAACUUGAUGAUCAACAAGAACACCAAGGUCAUUUGCCAGGGCUUCACUGGUAAGCAGGGUACUUUCCACUCCCAGCAAGCCAUCGAAUACGGUACCAACAUGGUCGGUGGUGUUUCUCCCAAGAAGGCCGGUCAGACUCACUUGGGUCUUCCCGUCUUUGGCUCCGUCCGUGAGGCUAUGCAAGAGACCAAGGCUGAUGCCAGUGUUAUCUAUGUUCCUCCUCCUGGCGCUGCUGCUGCCAUCUUGGACGCCAUUGAGAACGAAGUGCCUCUUAUUGUUGCCAUCACUGAAGGUAUUCCCCAGCACGACAUGGUCAAGGUCAAGCAGGCUUUGAUGACUCAGGACAAGUCCCGUCUUGUCGGUCCCAACUGCCCCGGUAUGAUUUCCGCCGAACAGUGCAAGAUCGGUAUCAUGCCUGGCCACAUUCUCAAGCGCGGUAAGGUCGGUAUUGUAUCCCGUUCCGGUACCUUGACCUAUGAAGCUGUCAACCAGACCACCGAAACUGGUUUGGGUCAAACCCUCUGCGUCGGUAUUGGUGGUGAUCCCUUGAACGGUACCAACUUCAUUGACUGUCUUCGCGUCUUCUUGGAUGAUCCCGAAACCGAAGGUAUCAUCAUGAUUGGUGAAAUCGGUGGUACUGCCGAAGAAGAGGCUGCUGACUUCUUGACCCAAUACAACUUGACUCGCGAAAACCCCAAGCCUGUCGUUUCCUUCAUUGCUGGUUUGACUGCUCCUCCUGGCCGCAGAAUGGGUCACGCUGGUGCCAUUAUCUCUGGUGGUAAGGGUGGUGCACAGGACAAGAUCAAGGCUUUGGAACAGGCUGGCGUCAUCGUCACACCUUCUCCUGCCAAAUUGGGUGUUGAGCUUAAGAAGGCUAUGGAGGCCGCUGGUUUGGUCUAAAUCUGAAAAAGAGAUAGUACAUAUCUUCCGGUAACUUCAUGUUCCGUUCCUCUAUUUGCCUCUUUUUUUUUAAUUUUGUUGACCUACCACCUCCUUUUCUUCCUUUAUUCAUGUUGAUCGUUUGAAUUACCUUCUUAAAAAAAAAAAGAAGAGCAGGAAAUAUAGAAUUUGUAUUUUUGUUUUUUACCUGACUGUGGAAUGGCG
Messenger RNA from Radiomyces spectabilis, 1372 nucleotides. Its product is annotated as succinyl-CoA ligase subunit alpha. The coding region runs from base 173 to 1168 and encodes 331 amino acids. NCBI's taxonomy places the organism in Eukaryota, Fungi, Mucoromycota, Mucoromycetes, Mucorales, Radiomycetaceae. The record is from RefSeq and is a predicted model, not a curated record. Gene Ontology annotation, molecular function: succinate-CoA ligase (GDP-forming) activity; succinate-CoA ligase (ADP-forming) activity. Gene Ontology annotation, biological process: tricarboxylic acid cycle. The transcript is spliced from 7 exons. Gene Ontology annotation, cellular component: mitochondrion; succinate-CoA ligase complex (ADP-forming).